Neogale vison (American mink) is the source of this 6380-nucleotide messenger RNA. It is a transcript of the gene ADAMTS13, whose product is annotated as ADAM metallopeptidase with thrombospondin type 1 motif 13. NCBI's taxonomy places the organism in Eukaryota, Metazoa, Chordata, Mammalia, Carnivora, Mustelidae. Gene Ontology annotation, molecular function: metalloendopeptidase activity. Bases 1863 to 6107 code for a protein of 1414 amino acids. The transcript has 29 exons. Gene Ontology annotation, cellular component: extracellular matrix. Gene Ontology annotation, biological process: proteolysis; extracellular matrix organization. The record is from RefSeq and is a predicted model, not a curated record.
GUCUCCAUGUGCCCGACGCGUUAGUUGCAAUAUCCGGGGCAUACUUAGACUAAAACAAGAAGUAUUCGUUGUUUAUCGAAAAUGGAAAUUUAACGAAAAGUCCUGAUUCUUAUUCUCUGAAUGUGCCCACUCUAUGGGGGGGCGGGGCCGCAUAGAUCGGGUCACAAGGGAUAGCCUCUUUGAGCAGGUGACAUGUGAAACCUGAUGGGGAACCAGGGCUCCGAGGGAAGACCCGCAAAGCCCUUGAUGCGUCUGAAGACGGGGAAGCCAGCUGGAGCGGCUCAGGCUCUGUGCGCCCAGGGGAGACAGGAGCAGCAGGGCGCGUCUCACCUGUGAUUCCAGAGUCUCGGAGGCUGCCGGAAAGGGUUUGGAUAUUUUACUCUUAGGGCAGGGGAAGCCAUCGAUUGCUUUAAAGCUGGGGGGUGACGCAGUCUGACUUGAGUUCUUAAAGGAUCACUGCCACUUGUGAGAAAUGGGACGGGGAGGGCGCGCGGACACGAGAGGGCGGGGAGGCCAGGUGGGAGCCCAUGACCGAUGCCCAGGCCUGCGGUGAUGAGCUUGGAUCAGGGGGCAGUGUGUCUUUCUGGGUCUCCAGGGAGCAGUCACAGAGACAGUCAGGCGCCCACAGCGAGAACUGGGAUGACGUACCGGGAAAGGUAAAAGGGGAAACACGGGAUGGGUGGGGAGAGCCUAAGGUAAUCCCGCAGAUCUGGCCUGGGAAAGGAAAGCGAACCAGCCCGGGAUGGAAUCCUAGCAGCCUCGGGAUAACAGAGGACACCAGGGCAGGGACCCUGCACAGUCCCCCGCUAGCUGCUAGCUGUCAGCUGAGUCGGGGGGUGGUGUCCUGGAGGUGUGAGGGAGCCGGAAAUAGUGCUUUGGAGAGUAUGACCAAGAACCUUCCAGAAAGUAGAGUGGGCUGCCAGGUGGUCUGUGAUGCUGAGGGCAGUGUGGUGCCACAUGGCCUGGUUCUGUGACUGUCCACCGGGGCCAGACACAGGAUAGUGAGUAGUGAGGGGGAGCAACUGAGGCAGACAGUGUCUUUGAGAUGUGAGGGUAGUGGGGGGCCCGGGAUCUGCACUGGGUGAGGAAGGGUGGAAUGAAACAGGAUCACUUAUAUGUCAAGGGAUUUCAAAAUGGAGCCAGGACUCCAUUAAGGAGACCGGCCAUAUGCCUGUCCUCACCAGUGGACACGUGACCUCUUGAACUGGUCCAAAGUGCAAAUAUUCCAGGGACCAACCCUGAACCCUUCAAGCCCCCCAUAGUGAGAGACCGGCAGUGACAGCCUCAGUGCAGAUUAUGUCAUAAGGGUUCCCUUUUUGCUGCCGACACCGAUCACAAAUUGUCUGUAAGCAACACACCCAAGCGGCCUAUCUUAGCUGCGAAUCCUUCUGAGUUUUGCUCCCUAGUGGGGCCUUAUUUGGGUCGUGGCCCAAAUCUCAGUGGCCUGGAUAGCAAUUCUUCAUUCCAGAUAAAUGAGCUUGUGUAGCAAUUGCCUCCUGAUGAUUUUAGCGAGACACAGGGAACGGGGAGUGGCGAGCAGGACAGGUCACAGGGUGUCGGUCGGAGCUGGAAGGCGCAGCCUGCCUUCAGUCAGGGGACAGUAACCCAGCCUGGGUUCUAGAAUCACGCCUGAAUCCACAUUCCCAUGAUCCCUGGUCCAGUGCUCCUUCCUCGUGACUUUGCUGCUUGGCCCAGCCCCAUCCCAGGAUGUAGGAUCCGCUGCCCUGGGCCCAGGACUCACCUCGUGCAAGAGUCUGCGGGCUGCCCACUCCCAUGGCCCCUGCCCCGAGAGGAAGCUCCCAAGAGUAAACACAGCCUCAUCUUCCCGCCCACCGGGGUCUACCACAUUCCACACCGGCCAGAUGUCCAGUCACAAGGCUCUCUCCCUGGGCUGCAGGCUGGUUUUCCCGAGGAUGAGGGAGCCUCACCCCUGGCAGAGAGGCUUGGGGGCAAUUCUCACUUCUGCCCUCUUUCUCCUGGGCUGCUGGGGACUCUCCGAUUUCCAGCAGCAAUUUCUUCAGGCUUUGGAGCCGGAGGAAGUGACUUCUUAUUUCGGCCCUGAAGCUACUUUAAAAGGCCGUCCUCCUUCCCCUCGCGUCCGGAGACAGGCUGCGGGGAGUGUCCUGCACUUGGAGCUGCUGCUGGCCGUGGGCCCCGACGUCUAUCGGGCUCACCAGGAGGACACCGAGCGCUACGUGCUCACUAACCUCAACAUGGGGUCAGAGCUGCUGAGGGACCCAUCUCUGGGGGCUCAGUUCCGAGUACAUCUAGUGAAGAUGCUCAUCCUGACCCAGCCCGAGGAUGCUCCCAGCAUCACGGGCAACAUCACGGCGUCACUGCUGAGUGUCUGUGAGUGGAGCAGGACGGUCAACCCCGAGGACGACGCAGAUCCGGGGCACGCCGACCUGGUCCUCUACAUCACCAGGUUUGACCUGGAGUUACCAGAUGGUAACCGGCAGGUUCGAGGGGUCACCCAGCUGGGGGGUGCUUGCUCGUCCUCCUGGAGCUGCCUCAUCACUGAGGAUACUGGCUUUGACCUGGGGGUGACCAUCGCCCAUGAGAUCGCACACAGCUUGGGUGUGGAGCAUGACGGUGCACCGGGCAGCGGCUGCGGGCCCAGCGGCCACGUGAUGGCCUCCCAGGACGCCGCGCCCGCCCCUGGCGAUCUGACCUGGUCUGCCUGCAGCCGCCGGCAAGUGCUGCAGCUGCUCAGCGCAGGACGGGCGCACUGCCUGUUGGAUCUGCCGGGGCCGCAGGCGGGGAGCGCGGGGCGCCCUCCCCAGGCGCAGCCAGGCCUCCUCUAUGGCGCAGACGAGCAGUGCCGCGUGGCCUUUGGUGCUAAGGCCGUGGCCUGCACCUUCACCAGGGAGCACCUCGACAUGUGCCAAGCUCUGUCCUGCCACACGGACCCCCUGGACCAAAGCAGCUGUAGCCGCCUCCUCGUUCCUCUCCUGGAUGGGACAGAGUGCGGCAUGCAGAAGUGGUGCUCCAAGGGUCACUGCCGCUCCCUGGCGGAGCUGAGCCCCGUCGGGGUGGUGCACGGGCACUGGUCUAGCUGGGGUCCCCCCAGCCCUUGCUCUCGCUCCUGCGGAGGAGGUGUGGUCACCCGGAGGAGGCACUGCAACAACCCCAGGCCUGCCUUUGGAGGGCGUGCGUGUGUGGGCGCUGACCUCCAGGCUGAGACGUGCAACACCCAGGCCUGUGAGAAGACCCAGCUGGAGUUCAUGGCCGAGCAGUGCUCCCAGACGGACAGGAAACCGCUGUACCUGUCCCCAGGCAACGCCUCCUUCUACCGCUGGGGCCCCGCUGAGCAGUACAGUCAAGGGGAUGCUCUGUGCAGACACAUGUGCCGGGCCAUCGGCGAGACCUUCAUUGUGAGGCGUGGGGACCGUUUCCUGGAUGGGACCCGCUGUGUGCCAAGUGGUCGGCGGGAGGAUGGGACCCUGAGCCUGUGCGUGGCGGGCAGCUGCAGGACGUUCGGCUGUGACGGCGCGAUGGACUCCCCGCAGCUGCGAGACGUGUGUCAGGUGUGCGGAGGGGACAACAGCACGUGCCAGCAGCGGUCCGGCUCUUUCACGGGCGGAAGGGCCAGAGAGUAUGUCACGUUCCUGACCGUGACCCGCAACCUGACCAGCGUACAUGUCACCAACCGGAGGCCUCUCUUCACACACCUGGCCGUGCGGAUCCGAGGGCGCUACGUCGUGGCGGGGAAUUCCGGCAUCUCUCCCAGCACCACCUACCCCUCCCUCCUGGAGGACAGCCGCGUGGGGUACCGAGUGGCCCUCACCGAGGACCGGCUGCCUCUCCUGGAGGAGAUCCACAUCCGGGGACCCAGCCAGGACGAUGUGGAGAUCCAGGUUUACAGGCGCUACGGGGAGGAGUAUGGUGACCUUGCACGCCCAGACAUCACCUUCACCUACUUCCAGCCUAAGCAGCCACAGGCCUGGGCAUGGGCCGCCAUGCGGGGGUCCUGCUCGGUGAGCUGUGGGGCAGGGCUGCGCUGGGUGACCUACGGCUGUCUGGACCAGGCCAGGAACGAGUGGGCGGAGGCCGCUCGGUGCGAAGGGAGCCAGCAGCCCGCAGCCUGGCCAGAGUCCUGCGCCCCCAGGCCCUGCCCCCCAUACUGGGCAGCCGGAGACUUCGGCGCGUGCAGCGUCUCCUGCGGGGGAGGCCUGCGGGAGAGGGCCGUGCGUUGCGUGGAGGCCCAGGGGACCCUCCUGAGGCCGCUGCCCCCUGCCCGGUGCAGAGUGCUGGCCCCAGAGCCGGCAGUGGUGGAAGCCUGCAACCCCCAGGCCUGCCCGGUGAGGCAGGAGGGCUCAGACGCGUGCUCGCCAGCCUGUGGAGCAGACCCGGCUUUGUGGAAUAGGACAUGUGUGCGCAGGGCAGAGGGCCUGGCCACCGCGGGGCCCUGCCCCACAGACGAGAAGCUGCCUGGCCAGGAACCCUGUGUGCCUGUUGCUUGUCCCCCACAGCCAGACCCCCGGCCUCUGGAGGAGGAGGCCACAUCCCCACCGGGCGGCGCUGGGGUGGGGGCUCACGCCGCACACAUGUGGACUCCCCUGGCGGGGCCGUGCUCUGCCUCCUGCGGUCGAGGCCUGAGGGAGCUGCGUUUCGUGUGCAUGGACUCUGUCCUGGGGACCCCUGUCCAGGAAGAGCUCUGUGACCUGGGAAGCAAGCCUGCGAGUCGGCGGGAAGCCUGUAGGGCUGCCCCUUGCCCGGCUUGGUGGAGGUAUAAGCUGGCGGCGUGCAGCGUGAGCUGUGGAGGAGGGUUUGCGCAGAGGCUGCUGUACUGUGCGCGGGCCCACGGGGAGCACGAGGACGAGGAGGUCCUGCCGGAUACCCAGUGCCAGGGGCUGCCGCGCCCGGAGCAGCGGGAGGCCUGCAGCCCAGAGCCCUGCCCGGCCAGGUGGAAAAUCCUGUCCCUUGGCCCGUGCUCAGCGAGCUGUGGUCUGGGCACCGCCACGCGCUCCGUGGCCUGUGUGCGGCUCAGCCAAGGCCAGGAUGUGGAGGUGGAGGGGGCAGCCUGCGCGGCUCAGGUGCGGCCUCAGGCCAGCGUCCCUUGUGUCAUCACCGACUGCACCUACCGGUGGCAUGUCAGCUCCUGGACACAGUGCUCAGUCUCCUGCGGGGAUGGCACCCAGCACCGGCAUCACACCUGCAUUGGACCCCAGACCCAGGCACCCAUGCCGGCCGGCUUCUGCCAGCACGUGCCCAAGCCAGCCACAGUGCAGAGCUGCUGGGCCGGACCCUGCACCGGGCAGGGGACUCCCAGUCCGGCACCCCGCCAGGAAGUCACUGCUGCAGACCUGGCCAUGUCUGGUGCUUCUCUGGAGUGGCCCCAGCCCCGGGCCCCCCUCCUCUCUGCAGCUUCCUGGCUUCAGGAGCUCUUGCCUGGGCUCCAGGAAAGCCCAGCCGAGCCCAGUGCCUGCGGCCGGCAGCACCUCGAGCCGACAGGAACCAUUGACAUGCGAGGCCCAGGGCAGACGGACUGUGCUGUGGCCAUUGGGCGGCCUCUGGGUGAGGUGGUGACCCUUCAGGUCCUGGAGAGCUCCCUCAGCUGCAGGACUGGGGACAUGCUGCUGCUUUGGGACAGGUUCACAUGGAGGAAGACGUGCGGGAAGCUGUCUGGCUCGACCUUCAGCUCCAAAACAAACACGCUGGUGGUGAGGCAGCGCCGCACGCGGCCUGAAGGCGGGGUUGUGCUGCGGUACGGGAGCCGGCCUGCCUCGGGAACCCCCCACAGAGACUGUGACGUGCAGCGCUUUGGACCCUCGGGUGAAAUCGUGAGCCCCUCGAAGAGUCCCCAUGGGAGCAACUUGGGGGGCUGCCGCAUCUUCAUUAACGUGGCCCCGCAGGCCCGGAUUGCCAUCCAUGCCCUGACCACUGAUGUGGGCUCGGGAACCGGAGCCAGCUACAUCUCCAUCCGGGACACCCACAGCCUGAAGACGAUGACAUUCCAUGGGCAGCAGGCACUCUACUGGGAGUCAGAGGGAAGCCAGGCUGAGAUGGAGUUUAGCCAGGGCUUCCUGGAGGCGCGUGCCAGCCUGCGGGGCUGGUACUGGACCCUCCAAUCUAGGGUGCAGGAGCCUGGCCGGGCUGCGCUCUAGCUUCCUCUCCAAGGACAUUUCUCCAGGGACCUGUGGACGCAGUGGAUUGCCUCCUCCAGGUCCUGGAAGAGAGGAAGGAGGCUGACAUUUAUGAGCACCUGUUGGGUGCCCGGCGAACCCGAGGGUUGACUCUGGUCUCUGAGUGCUUUCCAGUUUGGAUCCCUCCAGUCUUAAGUGUCUCCUUCAGGGCCUUGGGAAGCAGGGACUGGACUCCCUGAAAAGGCCUCUCUGUACCAAUAAACGGAAUGUGCAGUCCGAGGAGCGCUUUCUGCA